Messenger RNA from Blepharisma stoltei, 3198 nucleotides. The record is from the annotation of a GenBank genome assembly. Lineage: Eukaryota; Ciliophora; Heterotrichea; Heterotrichida; Blepharismidae.
AUGACAGAUUUAAUUUGCGUUCAGUCCGCUUGUGGGAAGCCAGCAGAAUUCGAGUGCAAUUGUUUAGUCAUAAAAACAUUUUGAUGUAAUUCUCAUCUUGUGACUCACCUAUGCUCAUCAAGUAUUGGGCAUACUCUCAAGAUGAUUACUAUCUCCCUCCAUAAUUAAUCAAAAACUAUCUUAAAUCUCUUCCGCCUUUAGGAUGCUGCCUCAAUAAUUUCUGAUAUAAUCUAAUUUAUUCUGUCUUAUUAAUGAGAAUAGUUCGAAGUCUCUCCAAUGUUAAAAACUCUAUUUGAAUUAGUAAUUUUAGAAUAAUAAACUUGAUCAUAUCUUGCCUUGCAAUUGGUAAGGAGUAAAAAUCCAAACAUCAGUACUGAAACAACCUCUGAUCAUCCUAAUGAGCAUGAUUUGUCCUAUCCUUUUGAUUGCCCUAAUAUGAAUCCUCAUAUCCCGUCUAAUCUAAAUUCUUGUAAGCCUCUUUUUGAGACUUAUUUCAAGCGUCCUUCUGAGCCCCUUGUUGUUGAUUAUACUGAGUAUAUUGACCAAUUCUAUAAAUAUCCUUUCAAAGAAGAUCAUAAAGAGCCAAAUCCAACUGUUGAAUUAACUCUUGAUCUGAUCUACGAACAUAUAUCUGCAAUUAUAAAUAUCAAAAACAAAUUUCCAAAAAUAUACUUAUCUCUUUAUAUUGGAAAUUAUUCAAAUUUUUAAUAAAAUUUCUUUAUAUAAUUAAUAGUUGCUACUUGAGAAAAUGAUUAAAUUUAGACAGCUUGCAUUUUUUAACAUAAAAUUGUAGAAAUUCGAAAUGAUUUUUAAAAUCAAAAAAACCCUUUAAGAUGAACAAAACAUUGUAGCUUAAAGAGGGUUAGAAUCAAGCUACUGCUCAAUUGUGCUGAAAGAUAGCCUAAAAUCAAUAGAGCAAUAUUAUGAAAUUCUUGACGAAGUUAAGGAUGAUGUAGAAUCUGCUGUAUGAAAUAGUGAUUCUCCAUAAAUAAAGUGGCAUUCGGUUCGAGCGAAAUUGACUCUGCCAAUUUUCUCUCCCUCAAGCAAUUUUAUUUAUGGGGUUGGGUUUUUUUCUCGAGAACUUUUGCACAGCAAUAACUGUUUAACUUUGAGGAUGCCAUAGAAACAGCUCCUCAGUGCAUUUAAGAGGCUCAGAGUUUUAUCUCUCAGCACAUCCCCACGGGAGUAUGACCAUUAGGCAAAACACGCGCAGGAGCUGAGCCAACGGAAGGUAACAACAACGCGCCGGAUGAGAUGUGCGGUUACUGGAGGCGAAGGUCGAUAGAAAGCUUGGCCGGUGGGCAGGCCACCGCGAUUCCAAGAUGACUCCGUGACGUCACUAGUUUAGCUAAAUCCCUUUUAUUUAGGGCACUAGACACCUUAAACACCGACUGAUAAGAUAAGAUAAAAUAAAAUAAAAUAAGAAGAAAUAGCGAUUCUCCUUUUUCAUUAAUAGAUAUCAUAAAUAUUGCAGAACAUAUACAAAUUGAAAUAGAAUUUCUGGAAAAAGUAAAUGAAAUUUUACUAUUGGAAAACCAUGUUAAGAGCUACUGGCUUGCGAAUAUUUUAGAAAUUCCAGAAAAGAUUGAUAAGCUUAAAUCUGAAUUCAUUGGUAAGGCAGAGAAUAUAAAACAAUGAUGCUAUCAGUACAAAAAUAAAAAGCAGUCAUCUAAAUCUAUAGAUGAUAAAAAAAUUAACAGUGUUAUCGAUAUACUGAACUUAAUUUUUGAAUUAAUCAAUCACAGAUUCGAAUUCAAGUAUUUAUUCCAAAUAAAAUCGAACAAACUGUUAACAUAUGGCAUAGAAGCUAGAAAAUGGGUAAAUAUUCCUUUGCCUUUUGAUCAAUAUAAUAUUAUAAUUAAAUAUGUGUUCGAAGGAAGUCGGCGGAGCCGACUGCGAAGUGCUUUGACGCCAUAUUUAAUUAUAUCCGGCAAGGUUUUACCAACCCAAAAUGGACGGUAAUGCUAGGUAAGCAACUCUGGUAUUGUGUAAAAGCCUAGCCCUCAGUCUAUUUUCAGGAUUGGGUUUUACUUUGAAGGGAAGGUGAAGUACAGGUUUGGAAAGGGCAAGCCCAGCAAGGUCUACAGGUAUAAUCUAAAACAAUCGGGAUACUGUCUAGCGUGAAAUUGGGAGUUAUGCCCCAAGAUCUGGACUUUUCCUUUUUGCCGAGAGGACACAAGAAAUUCCAUUUUUUGGGAUUUUUAUUUAGCCAACCUUCGUGCGCAUGCCGCAGCCUGCAGAAGUCCAUAGCCAGCCCACUCAACGCUCGCCUGAAAGGAUAGGAUUAAAAAUUUUUGGGGAAAUCUCAUUUCUGAUUUCCAAGGUGACCGGGACGGCACAAGACUGGUAAACCCUUUUAGGGUCCUUGGUGACUGUGUAACUAAUACGCCAGACGCCCUUUAGUAAUAACGAUAACGAUCAAUAUAAUAUUUAUUCAUCUAAAGCAUACGUAGCCGAGCUUCCCAAUUACGAAAUUUUUUGCUUACUCCUCCACUUUAAAUUCGAAAAAAAACUUUCUUUUUUACAAUUUAAAGAUUUUUUUAAAUUAAAAUUUUUAAAGGGGAUUUAGAAAAAAACAAAUACCCAUUCAUAUUUGACUUAAAAACUUGGAAAAUCAGCAAAAUAUUUCCUAAAUUUUGUGAGUGCAUUCUUUCAUUGCCCAUGUAUUAUGAAAAUUGUGUUUAUGUAUUCAGCUUGAGAGAGAGACCCUGCUUGGAAAAAUUUGAUUUAAUAAACAAUAAGAAAACAACAUUGCCCAGCCCUUUUAUAAACUAUCUGUAUACUAUAUCAUGCUGCUUAUAUAAAAAAUCAAUUUUAAUUUGUUCAGAAAAAAGCAUGAAAUUAUGCAAGUUUGACCUAUUAAUAGAAAGCUACUCAGAAAUACAAUUUAUUGAUCUUUAUCCAGUAUCAAAAAAAAUGCUAUUUACUGGAAAUAGCAGAUGUUAUAUUGCAGAUAGCAAAAAUGGAAUCUUUGAAAGUGAGAUCCAUAAUGAAUAUACUUGGAAUAAAAUCGGAUCAUUUCAAAUAGAUUUUAUUAGAAAUUGCACUAACCGUAGCCACUUAAAUUUAGUUUCUUUUUUUAUGAUGGAAUAUGAAGAUAUCAUAACAUGCCAAUUUGACUUGUGCCAUAAAAAUAUUUAUACAUCAGAAAGCCCUUACGAUUAUUUUUCAAAAUUAAAUCAAAAUAAAAAUAAUUAA